Molecule: messenger RNA, 2278 nt
Organism: Manihot esculenta (cassava)
Lineage: Eukaryota; Viridiplantae; Streptophyta; Magnoliopsida; Malpighiales; Euphorbiaceae
Product: AFG1-like ATPase
Exons: 15
Coding region: 394-1896 (500 amino acids)
Cellular component (GO): cytoplasm; chloroplast; mitochondrion
Molecular function (GO): ATP hydrolysis activity; ATP binding
Source: RefSeq, a predicted model, not a curated record
CACAACCGACGUGGAAAAGCUAGCGCAAAACUCAACGUCAAAAUAAAUCGGAGCUGUCUCUCAAAGACUCAGACCAACGAGAAUCUCUUUUUUCUCUCUCUCUCUCUCUCUCUCUGCCCCUCUUCUCCGCGCCCGAGGACUUCCUCCUCGGAAUCUGUCGUCCUUUUUGUUUCUGCUCCUCUACAAUACAGCGCCCACAUCUAUCUUCCACGCUGCAAUACAGCGCCCAUAUUAGAAUUCUUGCCAUCAUAAUCAUCAUCAUCCUUGUAAUAGCUUUGGCUUUCCUUUGAGAGAUCCUCUGAAACCUCAGGACUCUUGGCUUUUUGUGCGAGCCUGAGGAACUCGUAGAAGGCUCUGCUUUUUAUGUGGAAAAAGCUGCUUCCGAAUUAAAAAAUGAGAAGAAGUGUUCCAUCUGCACGCAAACUUCUAUCGGCUUUUCAAUACCAUGAAAACAAUUGCUCUGUUAAUUUGGUGAAAAUGCAAGAGACCCUUUUGGUAGAUGCCAAUUGCACCAGUUCUGUUUGUAAACCUAUCAAUACUGUUGAUACUUAUAGAUACCUAUGCCACAACCUUCUCAUCUCAAGAGCUCUGUCGACAGAAGCUGCUAAACUUUUUAAAGGAGAUGUGAACAGAGCAGGGCCACUUGUAGAGUAUGACAGAAGAAUUGUUGCUGGUGAGCUUGUAGAUGGUGAUACCUGCCAGGUAGGCACCUUAAGGGAGCUUCAAAGACUUUAUGAUGAGCUUGUUGAGUCAGCUGAUGCCUGUAAGUUGGAUCGCUAUUCUUCUUCUGACAAAUCUGGAAGGAGUAGAUGGUUGUGGUCUCGUUUCAUGCCACAAUCUUCACAUUCACCAGUAAAAGGACUAUAUCUUUAUGGAGGAGUGGGAACUGGGAAGACUAUGUUGAUGGACUUAUUCUUUGAUCAAUUGCCCUGCAAUUGGAGGAAAAAGAGGAUCCAUUUUCAUGACUUCAUGUUGAAUGUCCAUAGCCGAUUGCAGAAGCACAAGGGUGUGGCUGAUCCUCUUGAAGUUGUUGCGGGAGAAAUAUCUGAUGAGGCAAUAUUAUUGUGUCUAGAUGAAUUCAUGGUGAAUGAUGUUGCUGAUGCAUUAAUAUUGAAUCGUUUAUUCAGACAUCUAUUCAACAAUGGUGUUAUUCUUGUGGCUACCUCAAAUCGUGCUCCAGAUAAUCUGUAUGAAGGUGGAUUGCAGAGAGAUCUUUUUCUGCCCUUUAUUGCAACUUUGAAGGAAAGAUGUGUGGUUCAUGAAAUUGGUUCAUUGGUAGACUAUAGGAAAAUGACUUCGGCUGAACAAGGUUUCUACUUUGUUGGUAAAGAUUUAUCAGGCAUUCUCAAGCAAAAGUUUCAAGAAUUGAUUGGGGAUGAAACAGCUGGUCCCCAAGAGGUGGAAGUAGUAAUGGGAAGGACAUUGCAGGUUCCACUGUGUGCUAAUGGGUGUGCAUAUUUUUCCUUUGAGGAAUUGUGUGAUAAACCUCUUGGAGCUGCCGACUAUUUUGGCUUAUUCAGUGAGUGUCCAAAGAACUUCCAUAGCCUGGCACUGGAAGGUGUCCCAAUCUUUGGACUUCACAAUCGGACAGCUGCCUAUCGGUUUGUCACUUUAGUUGAUGUGAUGUAUGAGAACAGGGCCAGGCUAUUGUGUACAGCAGAGGGUAGUCCUCUAGAACUUUUUAGAAGGGUAGUUACAGUGUCUGAUGCCCAGCAUAUAGCACCUAGAACCUCAACGAGAUCAAGGAGAAAUGAUGAUUUGGAUCUCUGUGUAGACAAUGAACUGGGAUUUGCAAAAGAUCGUACCAUUAGCAGAUUGACAGAGAUGAACAGCAAAGAAUAUUUAGAGCACCACGCUGCUAUGCUAGUUGAGAAGCAACUCUCUACAGGAAGAUAAUGCAAAUGCUGUGCCAGUAUGAGACAGAAGAGAUCCAAUAUCAUGGGAAAUUCUAGAAUAUUCCAAUAAACUGCUGUCAUUGGUUAUCCCAUUUUUUGUGUCAGGUAACCUGAUCACAGCUUUCGUGCCAAAUUGGGAUAUGUAUUUCUUUAUAAUCUUCAGUUAGUUAAUAAAAAAUUAACUUAUCAUCUGUACAAUAAAAUUCUAGCAGUAAGUUCAAGGAAAAUUACAUGCUGUCAGUCUUCCUUUUCAUUAGUAAUACUAUUUCAAUGUAAUCUUUUUAGCUGCUAUUUUAUCAGUAAUACCUAUUGUAACAAUGGCUAAAGGUUCAAUUUUGCCCCUGUACUUGGUUCAAUCGAGCACUUCUAAUUUUUCAUCCAAA